CCCCAUUUAAAGCAGUGGAAGGUCUCUCUGACAGGGGUGCUGACCUUUCUCUCUCCAGGGUCCUACAUGAGGCUUGAUCCAGGCCAUCUGUCCGCCAUGGUUUCAAUUCAUGUAUUAUUACUCACGGUGUCCGUCCUGUCUAUCUUGCUCAUCCUACGAUGCAUCUGGACGAUCGUGUACCGGCUGUUCUUCCACCCCCUGGCCCAUCUACCGGGCCCACUUCUUGCUCGGGCCACGCACUUGUACGCCUUCUGGUAUAACAUGCAAGGUGGAUCCUUCUAUCUUCAGGUUCCAAAGCUGCAUGAGCAAUAUGGCCCCGUUGUCCGCAUCACACCUGACGAGAUCCACCUAAGCGACCCUGAAAACUGCGAGAAGAUCUACUACAUAGGAUCACGGUAUGGAAAGGACCCUCGGUUCUACGGCGCGUUCGGCACCCACAAGGCGACCUUUACGGCACCAAGCCCCGACGUACAUCGAGUCAAGCGAUCGGCCUUGAACCCCUUCUUUUCGCGCAAAAAGGUGCUUGAGCUGGAGGAUAUUGUGCAGGAGAAGGCAGACAAGCUGGUCAGGCGCAUGAGGGAGUCUUUCAGCUCGACCGGCUGUAUUGACCUGCAUCAUGCCUUCCGAGCUAUCUCUGUGGAUGUCAUCAGUGACUACGCCUUUGGCAAUUGCUACGGAUUUCUUGGUAAGGAGAACUUUGGCGCUGAGUUCUUUGACAUGAUCCGAGGCUUUGGUCCGGCAUUCUGGUUCUUUCAGCAAUUCCCGGCUAUCCAGGGGCUUUCACUUAGCACACCGUUCUGGUUGGCCAAGUUGACUAGUGAACCUUUGACGAGGAUGAUGUUGCAUCGUGAGGGCUCUCGUCGCCAGAUAUUGAAGGUGAAAGACGCUGUUGAUCGGGGAGAGAAAGGAAGCCGGUCAACUAUAUUUCACCAGCUUCUUCACCCAGAGGCUACUGAAGGUCAUGUGGUGCCUACGGUGGAGGAGCUGGAAGACGAAGCCUAUAUCAUGUUGGCUGCAGCUGCAGACACGACUGGAAAUGCGCUGACCAUUGCUGCCUACAAUGUUGUGCGGCAUGAGGAGAUUUAUAAACGUUUAACGGAGGAGCUGAAGCAGGCAUUUCCUGAUCCGGAAGGGGAAAUAGACUUUGUGGCUUUGGAAAGAUUGCCCUACUUGACCGCUGUUAUCAAGGAGGCUCUAAGGCUAUCCUGUGGAGUCCCUGGUAGACUACCACGAGUCGUCCCUGACGUCGGCGCUGAGUUCAAUGGCUAUCAUGUUCCUCCUGGGACUGUUGUCAGCAUGAGCUCGUGGACCAUGCAUCAUAACGAAGAUCUAUUCCCACAAUCGGAAACCUUUGACCCGAGUCGAUGGACUGAUCCAGUAAUUGGCAAGUCUCUUGAGAAGUACUUGUUCUCUUUUGGCAAAGGGUCUAGACAAUGUAUUGGGAUGCCGCUUGCAUACUGCGAGCUGUACGUGACUCUCGGUCGACUUUUCCGACAGUUUGACGACUUGAAGACAGCUCAGAAGAGCCGGGAGGAGCUGCGAUAUAACGACUAUUUCUCAUCCUAUCAUCCGGCGGAAUACAACAAAUUCAUUUUCGAAAAGGCACGCUGAGAUAUCAUUAUAUUUUGUGCCUUUCUCACUUUAUUACUUGUUAUGUUUUCAUGAUACCACCGCGCCAUGGCUCAACCAGUGUUCAUAUAAUGAUAUCCAAGCCAGACACAAUCAAAUAAAUGCACUGCAACCCAAA
Molecule: messenger RNA, 1747 nt
Organism: Aspergillus piperis CBS 112811
Lineage: Eukaryota; Fungi; Ascomycota; Eurotiomycetes; Eurotiales; Aspergillaceae
Product: cytochrome P450
Exons: 7
Coding region: 262-1611 (449 amino acids)
Molecular function (GO): iron ion binding; monooxygenase activity; heme binding
Source: RefSeq, a predicted model, not a curated record